Knipowitschia caucasica is the source of this 606-nucleotide messenger RNA. Lineage: Eukaryota; Metazoa; Chordata; Actinopteri; Gobiiformes; Gobiidae. The record is from the annotation of a GenBank genome assembly.
AUGAUCAUGUUCUCUCUCCUGAAGGUGUUAAAUGAAGAAUGUGAUCAGAACUGGUACAAGGCGGAGCUCAAUGGAAAAGAUGGUUUCAUUCCCAAGAACUACAUUGAGAUGAAGGCCCAUCCGUGGUUCUUUGGGAAGAUCCCUCGAGCCAAAGCAGAGGAGAUGCUGAACAAACAGAGGCACGACGGGGCUUUCCUGAUCCGCGAGAGUGAGAGCGCACCAGGAGACUUCUCUCUGUCUGUCAAGUUUGGAAACGAUGUGCAACAUUUCAAAGUGCUGCGUGACGGUGCUGGUAAAUACUUCCUGUGGGUGGUGAAGUUCAACUCUCUGAACGAGCUGGUGGACUAUCACCGAACCACCUCUGUGUCCCGCAACCAGCAGAUCUUUCUCCGGGACAUCGAGCAGCAACAUGUGCACCAGCACCCCACUUACGUCCAGGCGCUGUUCGACUUCGACCCUCAGGAGGAGGGAGAGCUCGGCUUCAGGCGCGGAGACUUCAUCCAGGUCCUGGACAACUCUGACCCCAACUGGUGGAAGGGCGGCUGCCAUGGCCAAACAGGGAUGUUCCCCCGCAACUACGUCACCCCCAUCAUCCGGAACAUGUAA